Porites evermanni is the source of this 7802-nucleotide messenger RNA. The record is from the annotation of a GenBank genome assembly. NCBI's taxonomy places the organism in Eukaryota, Metazoa, Cnidaria, Anthozoa, Scleractinia, Poritidae.
AUGCCUUGUAUUCGUAUCAAAGAAGUUUAUCAGACUACCAAGCAUGUUAUUGAAGGGAUUGAACUAAACUGCAGAGUGGAAGAAUUAAAGAAAAUCGCCGCAGAGAAAACCAAUAUACCAGUUGAGGACCAGAGUACGGUUUGCAUUGCACGUUUUUGGUUUUGUUUUCUUAAACUUAAGCUGUACUCAGUAUAUCAAGUUUAUUUUUGAUAUAUAAUAAUAUGAAAUUAAUUCCAUAGCGGAGGGAUUUUUUUCUGAUUCUGUCCAAAGGCUCAUGAAUAUUAUAGGCAACCUAGCUAGACCUGUGAAUCAAAGAAACUUAACCUUACAUACAUAAGCUUAGGAAUUUUCAUACAAACAUACAUAACCUUUCCUCGAAUUUACGAGUAGCCUUAACCGUUAAUAUUUCCUAGGAAACAACAACGAAAAGAAAACGUGAAUAGUAACUGACUUACUGACCUGACUGUCUCUUAGAAAUUGUCAUUUCUAUAAUGCCUCAUUUACCUAACUUCUUCGUCGUUGACAUGCAUUUAACUGUAACUGUCCUAUGAAAAAGAAUCUGUUAGUAGAUCUGAAUCUAAUUACUUUUCAUACUUAUUUUACGGUUCAUGAAGAGAAAACAAAAGAGGUCACUAUCAAAAAUACUACUUUGAGUCUCAGAGUAAAACCGUGUCUGGCCCUCACUGUGUGCACUUAGGUCCUAUGCAAGUUAUAUUAGUAAAUUUGUUUUGUGGAGAUGAUGUGAACUGUGCAGUUCCGCAGUUCACAUCAUCUUCAUGUUUCAAUCCUUUCAUGGGUUAAGAUGAGCUCAACAAAUUUGUCUGUUCCAGCCAAUGUAGGAGUCUACAUAUAGAGCAUUGCAGCACUAGUCUGGAAGAGGGGUGGGGUGCUGAUCCUGCAUUGCUGCUACUUUUUCAGGUUAAUAAUCCCGUAUCCCGCACUUGUUUUCAUUGCUUUCCUGAAGAAUGUGUACUUGAAACAUCACAAUUUCCUGUAUUCCCAAUAGACAGGGAUAAAAAGUCCCGCAUCCCAUGCCCAAUUAUUAGUGAAUCCCACUUCCCGGGUAGCAGUCAAAUUCCAAUUCCUGCCAAGAUAUUUAGCAUUUUACCAAAUCCCUCACCUUAUUUUGGUCAAAUCCCGGAUCCCGAAAAUACCCUUCCAGACCCUGUGCAAAUGCAUCUGAGCUGAUGAAAACUGGACUGUGUUCAUAUUUCAGAUUGUAUAUUUGCUGGAGAACUACUACAGGAUGACAAAACUCUAGCCUCCUAUGGAAUCCAAGAUGGAUUUACUGUAUAUGUUGUGAAGAAAUGGCCUGAUCCAGAACUGUUAGGUAUUAAAGACCUUUUGGAUGAAGUAAGGUUUCUGAGAAACUGACCGCCCACCCCUCCCCUAAGUCAACAUUAUCACUUACUUCCCACUUAGGGCGAACUGUUGGCCUAGGUGAGGGGUAGGUGGGCAGUAUCCCAGAACCCUAAAUUGAUCCAAUCUUUUUUAGUAAAUUAUGAAUACAGUGGAACCUCACCCUCAGGACCAAGGCAAGUGUCCCAUGAAUGGAGGAUGGGCUGGGGUUUGUUAAUAACCAACAAAUACAAUAUUCUUCUUUUAUUCUGCCUCAGAAUCUUCUACAGCUACUAUUUCAAGCAGCUCAAUAAUACAUAUAAAAAAUCAUGAUUAACUUAUCUUUGGAUAUAAUUUGUGUGUUGAAUUCCCACAAGAACAGUCCAUCAAUAAUUAUUUAAGUGAGAUAGUUCAUGUUGUGAAAGCUGUCCUCAUUGUGACUAGUGAACACUUUAACUUAUCAACCCUUUUUGUGGUCAGUCACUUUUUUUGUGUCCCUUUCCCCUGAAUAGAGGUAACUCUUCAGUAGAGGUAACAGAUACCAAGAUUAUGAGGACAUUUUUCCUGAACCAAAUUAUGUGUGCCAUAAAUGGGUGUGUCCCUUGAAUAGAGGUGUCUCAAGGGAGAGGUUCCACUGUAUACCAGCUGCUGUCUGUUUUUGGGCUUUAAAAUAUAAAACCCUGCUAAUUCUUUCUAUUUAUGAAUAUUAGAUCAAGAUCCUGAUGAUGUCCCUAUUGCUGAGGUGAUGCCGAUACUGGAGGCGGCAAUAAAAAGUAAUUCGUAUAGAAAUACUGUAAGUUGAUAGUUAACCCUUUCACCCUCAAAACUGUAGCCGACGUCAAAUUCAACAAAAUUUCCAAAUUUCAUUUUAAAAGUUUGCAAAACACUGGGAAAUAAAAUUAAAAGUAGAGCUGUAUCGCAUACUGUUCAAGAGAGGUUUGCAAACACCUGUUUUCAUGUUUUUCUGAUUAUAUUUCUAAUGUCAAUCUUACAUAUGAUAAUCAUACAUGCACAUUAAUAUCCUUUAUGUAUUGCUUUCAAUAAGGGAUGCAUGGAUGGAAAAACAGUAAGUGACCUCUUACCCAAUAGCUACUAGAUUCAACUUCCAAACUGCCUUGUAUUUGCUUAUAAACAAAAAGAGAAUUUGUGAUUUCAUCAAAAAUCACUUGUGACCAUGUCUUGUUCCACCAACCCCUUUUGUCAAUGACAUACCUGUAUCUUUUAACAAAAACGCAAUAUUAAAUGUGUUGCUUUUCAUAACUUUACAUAACUAUUCUUUUAAGGUAUCCAAAAUUCUUACCAACCCAGACAUGUUGGAACAAUUGAUUGUGACAACGCCCGGACUGUCAGCAGAUCCUGUUGCUAUGAGUGAGUAACCUGAGCUGAUCAAGAGAGUUCUUCUUUAGGCAUUUUCACACAAAGUAUUUGCUGUAGAGUUGGGAAGUGACAUAAGGAGAAAAUAGAUGCUUUUCAACAGACAGACAUUUACAUGCAUGAUUUAUAUAAGAGCUCUGUGUCUAUUUUCCUCUUAGCCCUUCUUCAAGAUCCUGAGCUUCUUGAGCAACUUGUGGAAACAGCAAAUGUUGAAACGUAAGUAGCGUAACCUGCUGCAUAAUUACACAAACAUUAUCUUCGCGAAAUAUUGUCCAGUUAAAAUUACAUAUGAUGGAAAGUAUCAUGGAUAUGCAUGGAUAUGACAAUUUCACUUUAGUAUCUGAAUUUAUUCUGUAUUUCAUUGUAUGUGUUACAGGUCAAAAUUAUAUUCAGGUGAAAAUUUUUCAACUUUGCUUGUCCUUGGUUGAUUCUCAAUUUCCUUCAUCUCCUAGCCCUACUUAUUUAUCAGCCAUACAAACAUUUACAGAAAAUAAUAGUUACUCUAUUUUUUGGACACACCUGAUCUUUAAUUCUGGGGGACACCAUGAAUUGAGUGGUUAAGACCAAAUUUCACAGUCUUAUUUUUCUGUAACCUGAUUGGUUUUAAGCCCUCAUGCACAUGCAGCUGCCAGGCAAAGUACCAAUUCACAGGGUUUUUCACAGGUUCUGACCCUGCAAAAAAUGCCCUGUUCACAAGUUUUGAGAUUUUCUACCCUAUACUUGUUUAGAUUUCUUCUUGAAUGCACAUGCUCCAAUACGGAUGACAUGGCAUUAUAUAGUAUAGUAUUAUUGUUGCAACCUGAAUUACAUGCUGCCACAGUAAGGAUGUGCGAAAAAUGGUUGUGGAGAGGUCCUUGGUUUAUGGGUGGGGAUAUCUAUCUUAGACAGAUUUCAUUAAAACACAUUUAUACUAAUGAGAGGUUUGCAUUCUUAUUAAUUUCAGAGUCAUUCAAGAGCAUCCCAGCCUGAUACAAGCAGCCUCAUACAUUGCUGCGGCAAUUGCCAAGGAAUGUGGGGAACGCCCUCCAAGUAGACGGAACCANUGCUUUUCAACAGACAGACAUUUACAUGCAUGAUUUAUAUAAGAGCUCUGUGUCUAUUUUCCUCUUAGCCCUUCUUCAAGAUCCUGAGCUUCUUGAGCAACUUGUGGAAACAGCAAAUGUUGAAACGUAAGUAGGGUAACCUGCUGCAUAAUUACACAAACAUUAUCUUCACGAAAUAUUGUCCAGUUAAAAUUACAUAUGAUGGAAAGUAUCAUGGAUAUGACAAUUUCACUUUAGUAUCUGAAUUUAUUCUUUAUUUCAUUGUAUGUGUUACAGGUCAAAAUUAUAUUCAGGUGAAAAUUUUUCAACUUUGCUUGCCCUUGGUUGAUUCUCAAUUUCCUUCAUCUCCUAGCCCUACUUAUUUAUCAGCCAUACAAACAUUUACAGAAAAUAAUAGUUACUCUAUUUUUUGGACACACCUGAUCUUUAAUUCUGGGGGACACCAUGAAUUGAGUGGUUAAGACCAAAUUUCACAGUCUUAUUUUUCUGUAACCUGAUUGGUUUUAAGCCCUCAUGCACAUGCAGCUGCCAGGCAAAGUACCAAUUCACAGGGUUUUUCACAGGUUCUGACCCUGCAAAAAAUGCCCUGUUCACAAGUUUUGAGAUUUUCUACCCUAUACUUGUUUAGAUUUCUUCUUGAAUGCACAUGCUCCAAUACGGAUGACAUGGCAUUAUAUAGUAUAGUAUUAUUGUUGCAACCUGAAUUACAUGCUGCCACAGUAAGGAUGUGCGAAAAAUGGUUGUGGAGAGGUCCUUGGUUUAUGGGUGGGGAUAUCUAUCUUAGACAGAUUUCAUUAAAACACAUUUAUACUAAUGAGAGGUUUGCAUUCUUAUUAAUUUCAGAGUCAUUCAAGAGCAUCCCAGCCUGAUACAAGCAGCCUCAUACAUUGCUGCGGCAAUUGCCAAGGAAUGUGGGGAACGCCCUCCAAGUAGACGGAACCAUCGUGCUGUGGUUGAUGACUAUGAAUCUGAUGAAGAGCUACAGGGAAUGGAACCUGGGGUAAGAAUUUAUUUUCAGUUUAUGAAUGUAGUGCUUUGAACAUCACAAUGUAAGAACUCCAACAUUAACUCAUGACACACCUAUACAGUUUCCUAUACAAUCCUGAAACUCCUUUUAUUGCAGACACUAUGCACUGUAGGGAACUUGAGUUAGUGUCCUCAUUAGUAAGAGUACGUAAAUUAGCAGAAGUUUAUUUCAGACAGAUGUCUGUACAUGUAAUUUGUUUUCGCCGGGGAUUUAGCUGCUGCCCAUUUUAGCGAGGUGUCCGUUAUAGCGGGGUAUCAGCAAGGCGAAAGUUAACUGUAUUUAUUUUCUCUUAUCCUGCUUGAAGUACCUCAGCAGGAGAUAUAAUUUUGAAACCUUCAUUUUGAAGUACUGUUUUUGAUAUCACAUGUAGAUUAUAAUUUGGAACAAUUUAGUCCCCUGGCCUUCCCACAAGAAUCUGAAAAUGCUCUGAUUGCUUUAAGUCUUCACUGUAUGUACUACACCACCCAGAGUAUAAGUCAAAGAACUUUUAGUGAACAUGCAUAUGGACCCAUUUUUUUUAGAGAAAUUGCAUGCAAUAAAAUUUUCCUUCAAAAAAUCGAUGAUUGUACUUUUUGAAAGAAAAAGGUCUUUUCUGAGAAGAAGUACGAUCCUGGCACAAAUUGUUUGUGCCAGGAUCGUACUUUUUCUCAGAAAAGACCUUUUGUGGUUUGAUUCUCAUAAUAGACAACCUCCCAUAUGCAUGCAAACACUCAAUCAUCACAUUUUGGGUGAUUGCUCAUGGGAAAAUUGAAUGUCUAGUAUGUUAUUAAUAAAAAAUAAUGUUUAUAAAUAGACAUUAAUACUUUCUCAUUUAUCAACAACUGACAGCUAGUUGCCCAGGCAGAACUGGUGGCUGCAAAUGAAGAACGUAUUCAGUCAUCAAGAUCAAGAUCAUCAUCAUCAUCAUCAGCUCCAUCAUCAGGAUCAGCUGUAGCACAUCAACAAAUUACAUCAUCUUUACUGUCAUCAGCACUGGCCAGUGCUGGAAUACCCCAGGCCUCUACAUCUCGAAGUCACAGUAAGGCCUUUAUUUUACUUUAUUAUAAAAUAUAUGUCACACUGAUUAAAAAAACUAGACCUCAGUCAAGGGGUGACAAGCUGUACAUACACUCAUGAUCAGACAGCAAUCAACCUAUCAAACUGAUAAGCGGCCAUCAGAUGCUGGAUACACCUUCAAAGUUUGGCUUCGUUAAAAUUAAUGUGAUGAAGGAAAAUACAGUCCAAGAUAAUGCUGACAAAGUGUUUGUGGACCAGUACUGCUGCUCCCAUCACAUGUUUUUUUCAAAAUAAAGUUCAGUGAUGUUUCUGCAAAAAAUUAAACCUCCAUUAAGCACUUGCCAGUAACCCAAGGGAGGCUGCUUAACGGGCUUCAACUGUAAUAAACUGUUUAAAAAAAGUAAUACAUUUGAGCAUGAUUUGAACAUUGUGUAGAUCAAGAAGGGUGUUAUCCACUAAAGACAAUUGGUUAUUUACUGCCAAACUAAGAAAAGCAAAAAAUUAAAGUACUAUUUUACAUUAUUUUUCUAGGUCUUUCUUCUGCUGGUCCAUCAACAAGCAGUGGCACUUCAACUUCUAGGCAGACAAUCACAAGAGAUAUGGUUCGUGAAGCCAUGGCAUCUGCCAGAAGCGUGGCUCACACAUCUUCUCAAAUGCAGGUAGGUUUUAGAAUAAUUAUAAUGCUUACAUGUAUGAGAAUGAAUUAUAAAACUUAAUGCAAUGGACACUGUAUAAGCUUCUUGUAUUAUUUUGUCAUCCUAAAAAUGUACAAUCAUCUUGUAUGCUGAUAAUGUUAGAACUCAGGCUCAGGCGACCCACUUAAUCCAAGCCCUGACAGCCCCCACCCCCACAUUAACCCGUCCUUCAUUGUCUUCUCCAUUAUAAGUUCAAUCACUAGUGUGUACUAAGUUAAUGAUGUUUAUCACUACCUUAACUGCUCUAUAUUGCACCAACCCUUAAUUCCAGUCUUCUCCACAGACAACCCAAUCAGCCUACCCUAUGGCUCUUUUUUGUCUGGGACCAGUUACAUAAAUAUUAGUGUCAGACAUUCAAGUAACCUUUGAUGUCCAUCCCAGUCAAACCCUCUAUUUCAACACUAGAUGCUACCAGUUACAACUUACAUCAGACGUAAGGUGUUAUGCUAAUUACCCCAGGCCUCGAGGCUGGGGUUACUCCCUGCAAUGAACUAUGCUAUAUGGGAAUCGAGGCUCAACCCGCAAGGGGUACCUUCUUCAGGUUUCAGAUAUGUGAAAGGGUAUCACGAUUUCACUUUUCAUUAAGCACAUGAAAGGGUAGAAAAAACUUUCAUUUCUGUUUGUAAAAAGACUUAAAAGGACUAACUGAAGGAAUUUAGGGCUGUGAAAAAGUCGUGAAAAUUUCCUAGUCUUGUCUUAAUUCAUAUUUUAAAGACAAUGCAUUUUACAUCAGUUAAUCAGAAUGUGAAAGGGAUACCAUUUGUCAAUAGAAGGUAUACAAAAGGGGUACCUUUUCCAGGGCUCGAAAAAAUUCUCAUCCAGUAAUCCGUGACAAGUGGAUUUUCUUGCCGGGCAAGUAACUUUUGAAGCUCACCUGCCCAAUGAGUAAGGGUCCAAAUAACUCAUCCUCUAGCAGCUAAUGAAAUCUUUAACUGAGACAAGCAAAAAGUGGUGCUGGGCAAGCGAAAUGUGAGAGCUGCCUGCCCAAAUGAUAAGCUCGAAUUCAAGUUUUUGUCGACCCCUGCUUUUCUGUCAAAAAUGGUAUAUAAAAGGGUAAGGGUUGGACCUCCCUUAGGGUGGACCCCUCCCCCCACCCCCCUCACAAAACUUUGUUGAGUACCCCACAACCCUCCGGACCCCAGUCCUUUCUUCAACCUGCUCCACAGGCUACCCACUCAGCAAUUCCCUAUUUUUUUUUUCCCUGGACAGUCGCAAUUGCAGCAGCUGAGAGAUAUGGGUAUCACUGAUGAUGCCCUUAGUCUUCAAGCCUUAUCAGCCACUGGUGGUGAUGUGCAAGCUGCUCUUGAGCUCAUAUUUGAAGGACUGUAA